AUGUUCUGCCAUCAGCCCAAAACUUUAUUCAGAGAGCUCAGUCGAGAGAUAUUCCGCUUACGCGGUUUCUGGAAGACGUUCUUAUCUCUCAGACACGUGAAAGGAUUCCGGCUUUAUAAGUGCAAUGCGAAAGAAGGGACUCAUGAACGUGUCGACCUUGACAACAACGGUGCUGCAGAUCUGCAAUUGCUCCUGCAUACGUACAAGCAAUGGCGAGUCCCUGAGCACAUCGCACUUGCCUGGGGAGACUGGAUGCACCAGGAACUCAAUAACGACUCGCAUGACGUACUCAACGGGAAGUACUCACUUGAAAUCGUGUUGGGCUGGUCCGUCGCUAGGAUUGCCGUCGUGAUUCUUAUACCAGUGGUGCUCAGCCUCGUCAUCGGACUGUGGUUCAACUCAAAGGACUGGACGGACCUGACCACCAUUCAGACCGCGUGGUCUAUCGCAUCCUACAUUGUGACAGCAGGAGGUUUCGUUGCUGCUUUACUUGGUAUUAUGAGCAGUCUUGCCGAUAAAUAG
Messenger RNA from Colletotrichum abscissum, 522 nucleotides. RefSeq lists its product as uncharacterized. The record is from RefSeq and is a predicted model, not a curated record. NCBI's taxonomy places the organism in Eukaryota, Fungi, Ascomycota, Sordariomycetes, Glomerellales, Glomerellaceae. Bases 1 to 522 code for a protein of 173 amino acids. The transcript has 3 exons.